Messenger RNA from Linum trigynum, 225 nucleotides. NCBI's taxonomy places the organism in Eukaryota, Viridiplantae, Streptophyta, Magnoliopsida, Malpighiales, Linaceae. The record is from the annotation of a GenBank genome assembly.
AUGAAAGGACUACCACUGCAUCAAAGGACUACCACUGCAUGGAAUGGGGCGGAGGAGGACUUUGGUGAUGUGGAGGCGGCGGCGGAGGGGAUUGCGGCGAGUGGUAGCUGGGUGUUGGCGGCGGCGACAUUGUUGGUGCUGGCGGCGGGAGCUCACAUCCGGGCUUCGAUGGUGGAGGAGGCGGUGGCGGUGGAGUUGUGCAUGGAACUCGGCGGUCGCCAUUGA